Neltuma alba is the source of this 1130-nucleotide messenger RNA. RefSeq names its product MLO-like protein 1. Bases 33 to 1130 code for a protein of 365 amino acids. Gene Ontology annotation, biological process: defense response. NCBI's taxonomy places the organism in Eukaryota, Viridiplantae, Streptophyta, Magnoliopsida, Fabales, Fabaceae. The record is from RefSeq and is a predicted model, not a curated record. Gene Ontology annotation, cellular component: membrane. The transcript is spliced from 11 exons.
AGCUAGAGAGAGAGAACUUGAGAGAGAAUAUAAUGGCUGGAGGUGGGGAAGCUACUGCCGACGUAUACACUCCUACAUGGGUUGUAGCCGUCGUUUACACUGUCAUUGUCGGAGUUUCAUAUGGUGUAGAACGUCUUCUUCAUCAUGCCGGAGAGCGCCUUAAGAAGGAGAAUAAGACGGCCCUCUACGAAGCUCUUCAGAAAAUCAAAGAAGAGUUGAUGCUGCUGGGUUUCAUAUCGCUGCUUCUGACGGUUUCAGAGAAAAGGAUCGUAAAAAUCUGCGUGUCGCCGGGGGUGACCGAUGAUAUGAUGCCUUGCUGGACGAAAUCUAAUCAUUCUGCAACUGUCAGUCAUCUUCCUGCUGCGGCGGCGCCACCAUCAUCUGGUGCCGAAAUCGAACAUUGUGCUGCUCAGAACAAGGUUCCCUUGAUAUCCCUUAAGGCCAUCCAUGACCUGCAUAUCUUCAUAUUCACUCUUGCUGUAGUCCAUGUGAUCUAUUGUGUUCUCACAGUUUUCAUUGGAAAACUCAAAAUACGACACUGGAGGCACUGGAAGGAUUCAAUUGCUGAAGCGGAUCAGAUAGAUCCGCAAGGAUGGAGCUCUCAUAAUCUGAUGACUUGGUUGCAUUGUUUUUGGAAGCAAUUUUGUGGGUCCGUAAAUGAAUCGGAUUAUGUGACAUUAAGAAGGGAGUUUAUGAAGAUUCGCGAGGCAAAUCCGAAGUUUAGAUUUCAUAAAUACAUGAUAGAAGCUCUUGAAGUUGAUUUUGUCUAUGUUUUUGGCAUAAGUUGGUACCUUUGGAUCUUUGUGGUUAUCUUCUUCUUAAUUAAUGUUAAUGGCUGGUACACAUAUUUUUGGAUAGCGUUUAUUCCACUUAUUCUUCUGCUAGCAGUUGGCACUAAGUUGGAGCAUGUACUUAUGCUAUUAGUUCGUGGAGUAGAUGCAAGCAAUGCUGAUGAUCACUUUUGGUUCCGUCGGCCUUCCUUUGUUCUCUUAUUGAUUCACUUCAUCCUUUUCCAGAACUCUUUUGAGAUUGCAUUCUUCUUCUGGACAUGGCUUAAGACUGCUUAUAGCCCUCACGCCUGCGUAAUGGGACAAUUCGCUUAUGUCAUCGUCAGGCUCGUUAUUGGGUAA